Messenger RNA from Mercenaria mercenaria, 2910 nucleotides. Its product is annotated as thioredoxin-like protein 1. The transcript has 9 exons. The record is from RefSeq and is a predicted model, not a curated record. The coding region runs from base 94 to 963 and encodes 289 amino acids. Lineage: Eukaryota; Metazoa; Mollusca; Bivalvia; Venerida; Veneridae.
GAGUUCUUCAAUAUCAAAACACCGGAAGCGGCAAGUUUUCAGUAGUCAUCGUACUUUGCGUUUACUUCAACUUAAAAAAAAAAACAUUUAAAAAUGACAGGACAAAUUCGAACUGUUGAAACCGACGCAGACUUUGACGUGGAGCUCACAAAUGCUGGUACAAAACUCGUCGUUGUUGACUUCUUCGCAACGUGGUGUGGACCAUGUAGAAAUAUUGCACCAGUAUAUGUUCAGCUAAGCAUGAAAUACCCAAAAGCAGUGUUUUUGAAAGUUGAUGUGGACAAGUGUCAGGAAACCGCGGGAAGCCAGGGUGUGUCGGCCAUGCCAACGUUCAUAUUCUACCGUAACAAAACGAAGAUAGACUUACAGAGGGGGGCUGACCCGAAUGCACUUGAGGAAAAGAUAAAGAAAUGGUAUGGAGAGGGAGAUGAAGAUGGUGGGGAUGAAGUAAUGGUUAAAGGACAUAUGGACCUUUCUUCCUUUAUAAACAAAUCAGGUUGUGAGUGUCUGAAUGAAUCUGAUGACAACCCACUUGCUCAUUGUCUUACUGCCAAGGGAGGCUAUCUGGAAUCUGACUGUGAUGAACAGCUGUUGUUGAGCAUAGAAUUCACACAGCCAGUUAAAUUACAUUCGCUUAAAUUAUAUGGUCCAAAAGAUAAAGGUCCAAAAACAGUUAAAGUGUUCCAGAAUCAGCCAAGAUCAUUGGAUUUUGACUCAGCAGAUAGUAUGACACCUACCCAACAAUUAGACCUGACACCGGAAGACACUGAAGAGGGAAAAUUGGUUCAGCUUAAAUAUGUUAAAUUCCAAAACGUUUCAAAUAUAACUUUAUUUAUAAAAGACAACUUUGAAGGAGGGGAGGUUACACAGUUGGAUUACCUUGGUUUUAUUGGCACACCUGUAGGUGCAACCAAUAUGAGUGAUUUUAAAAGGGUGGCUGGAAAGAAAGGGGAAAGUCACUGACAUUGUGCAAAGCAAGGACUCAGAUGUGUCUUUGUGUUUUAAAAGUUAAUUUAUCAUAAUGUUCAUAUUUCACAAAAGCUCAGCAAACAGUUUCUGUGAAAUAAAGUCUGAUCAUAGACAGUUAUCAAAUAAACUGAUUGUAUACAAUGGAAUAUAUGAAUAAUAAAAAUAAACAGUAAACAGGUCAGGAAAACAGGAUAAACGCUGAUUCUUUGUAUCCAUCAUGUUUCUUAAGUGUAAUGUUAGUUGUGUCUUAAAUGAAUUAAGCAUGAACCAUAUGGCCAUGAAUUUUGAAUAUAAUGUGUGAUCCAUCCAUUACAUAAAAGGAAACUAUUUUGUUUAUUGUGCUUGGCUUCUAACUUCAUGAUGUUAUUUUUUAUUUCAUUUUAUUUGGGUUUUAUGGCGCACCAACACAGUAAUGAAUUGUUGCUGCCACUAGAUAAUGGCAAAUAAUUUGUAUCCAUCAUGUUUCUUAAGUAAAAUUUGUCUAAGUGAGUAAAGCAUUAUUCGUAUGGUAUGAAUUAUCUUUAUAAAAGUGAAGCUUUAUGUUGGUCAUGGUUGUAUGUAGGACUGGGAAGAUUACUCGCUUAAUCAGAUCCGAUUCGAUUACUAGGUGAAACCAGUUUCAAUCUUGCAAAACCGCUAAUCGCUCCCAAACAAUAAACAUCACUUUUCACAAGUCUUACUUUAUCUUUACACAUUUCUUUGACCAGAAAUAGAUCCACAUUAUAUUUCCGCGAAAACAAAUCAACUUCAACAUAAUCAUAGUUUCGGAUUUGCCCGCCAUGAUAUACUUAAAAUUAAAAAGACCAAAAUACGACUUAUUAAUUGUUACACUGCUUGCAAACGAUAAAGUUGGUAAGUUUCUAAUGAAGUCAGCUGCUUGAAGUACCUUGAUACAGCCGUCAGGAAAGAAAACAGUCAUUUCAAUAUGGCGGCAGUUUAACCGGUUCGAUUUGAUUCAAAAUGAUUAACCGGUUUCAAAAUUUUGAAAUCGUCCCAGCCCUAGUUGCUUGUUGAGAUAUAAAACAUUGUCUGAAGAAUUUUUGGAAAUUAAUAGAGUUUUCAUUUUCAGCAGUAUUUUAACUUACAACCUUGGCAGAUGUCUUUGACACCUGUAUAUCAUUAUGUACGAAAUACCCACCCUUGGUGAAACUUCCUCCUCAAAUUUGCCAAGACAGUCAAUGUCUCUGGUAUUUUCCCAAACAAGUUCUGAUAUUUUUUACAGAAAUACGAGUCUCUGUAAUUUAAUGCUUCUCUUAAACAAAAUUUAAAAAGGGAUUUAAAAUAAAAUGUAUGUGAUUUUAAGUCUACAUCUCUCAUAAAUUUUGAUUAUUUAAAAUACUGAUGUGUGUUCCACUUUUCCUUCUGUUUUAAGUAUUUAAAAUACAAUCAAACUUCGUUCGCUCGAACUCUGAUAAUUUGUACAUCGCCGUUCGUUCGAAAUUGUCGCCAGGUCAUGGCAAUACCUCUGUUUAAUGAUUUUUGUUCAUUGGCUCGAACUACUGAUUACUCGAACAAAUUAUGCUGGUCCAAUCAAGUUCAAGCCAACAAAGUUCGACUGUAUAGUAUGAAGUUAAUAUUUGGUACGAAAAACAUUGACUCAUCUUUACCUCAUUGAAUAAAAAAUUUCACAAAAUAUAAUUUGAUUUGAUUUCUAGCUUCACUGUUCGAGUUAGAGAUAUUAUGUUAUAUCUUACUUGUUACAGUCAUUUCUCAGAAAAAUAUUUAAUGAAUUUAUCUUUCUCGUUUAAUGUAGCUUCAGGACAUUUCGUUUCCAAAGUAAAUAAUAUGUUCCGUUUUAUUCCAUUUAUUUAAACAAAUAUCAAUGCUUAGAAUACUUGCACAAGUAUUCCUCAUCUAAAUGUUUUAUGGAAAAGUCAUUGUGCUUGCAAUAAUUAUUCUCAUUAUUCUGGAUAGUGUUGAAAUACAGAUAAAUAGCUGAAA